AUGGCAGCAAUAAGGAAUAAUACCAGAUUAUUAAUUGCUAUUUUUUAUAAAUCAAAUUACAGGGUGAUUUGUGGCUCCCGAGUGAGGGUUGAGCUGUCAACAGGCAUGCCCCGCCGCUCCCGCUAUGAUAGACCUCCUGCACGGCGACCAUUUGAUCCUAACGACCGAUGUUACGAAUGUGGCGAGAAAGGUCAUUAUGCUUAUGACUGUCAUCGCUAUAGUCGUCGAAGGAGGAGCAGGUCACGGUCUAGAUCUCAUUCAAGGUCCAGAGGAAGAAGGUAUUCUCGGUCACGCAGCCGAAGCCGUGGUAGGAGGUCCAGGUCAGCUUCCCUUCGCAGAUCGAGGUCGGUGUCACCUCGUAGAUCUAGAUCAGCCUCACCCCGCAGGUCCCGAUCACGUUCUUUAAAAAGAUCAAGAUCUAGAUCCAGAUCACGAUCAAGAUCCAGGUCCAUUACAUGGCCAAGAAGCAGUUUUACAGGACACCUUAGGUUUAGAUCUGUGAUGAUGAACAAUAGGCAAACCUUCGGUCUGGGUCCCAUGGCAGAUCUAAAUCUGGUUCACCUGCUAAAAGCCAAUCAAAGUCCAGAUCCCCCUCUCCAAAGAGAAGUCAUUCACCUCCAGGAAGCCCUCGAAGGAGGAGUGCAAGUCCUGUAAGAAUGGACUGAAAUUUCAAAGUUAACCUUCUGGGAAGAACGUUAUUUUGUUUACAUUAUUAAAAGGGAUUUGUGGUGUCUUUGAUGUAAAUGGUAAGGGCUUAGUUCUAGAAGGGUAUUUCAAUCUGAUAACAAUUGGCCUGGGUCUGGAUCAUUUAAAUUCUGCAAAGUCACAUCAGUAGACUAGUGCACAGCUUGUUUUGUUGUAUGUAUUAACAUGCUGUGAUCUGAAAAUGUGGGACUCUUUUAUUGACGUUUUUUAUUGCCUCGUUGAAAUAAAAUGUGUAUUUCUAACUAAAAACCUCCUUGUGAUGCCCUACUGCUUAACAAAAAAAAAAAAAAGUGGCUACGAUUAGCCUACCCUAAAUCAAUCAUAUUCUUCCCAGUUUAUUUUAAAUAGUCUCUAGUUAUGUGAACUUGUUAUUGAUGUUAAAUGGAUGAUGACAACAUUUUAAACAGUGACAAAAUCCUUUAUCUCAGUUGCCAUAACUUCCUGUAAUAUCAUUUACAUGAGCUCUCUAUUCAUUGUAAUCUUCCAAUGUAGAGAGAGUAUGAAUGUCUAAUAUCUAAAGUUUGUUUACAAAAAGUAAAGCCUUUCUUAUCACAAAGCAGAAGGGCACAAGCACAGUAUUUCCACUGCAGGUUACCUUUAAAUAACGGUUCAUGUUCCGAGAGAAAAGGCAGCUAUGUCACUCUUUCUCUAUCACAGCCCAUUUAUGGUCAGUUAGUCUAACCUGAGAAAAACUGAACGAAACUGAGAACGUUUCUGCAACACAAGUUGCAAUCAUAAAGCAGCCUGUAUGCUGGUAGACAAAACCUGUUUAGAUAUUGGUAAAAUAAACUCUAUAGUGCACACAGCAAAUAUAUGGUUGAAGAGCUUAAAAUGAAUCUUAUGUGAAACUCCCUAAAGGCUUGUUGAUCUGUAGCCAGGAGUUGCAUGGGGAUAUGACAUUUCAUGUUGAAACUGAGACUGGCUGUCCAUAGGUCUUAUCUGAUUGGCAAAUAUAAGGUUAGACUGCCAGUUUCCUUCUUAAUAGAUAUUAAAAAUCUCUUUUUUUUUUUUUUAUUCUGGACUACUUUAUUUAAUGUAGCUAGAUGUCAGUUUCAACAUUUAAGGAGAACUGUUAGGGUUUUCUAAACAUCCACUGAAUUUGAAAGGGCAGACUUGUGUGGGCUCCUAAUGAAAUGGCUAAUGGCAGAUUAAAAGUUUACAACUUGUAAAAGCAUAAAGUUAUUACUGUAGUAUCUUAAAUAGCAAAAUGACCUUUUGGACCAAAAGACAAAUUUUGGGUAACCCGUAAUUUUCAGAUAACAGACUUCUCAUUUAAUGUUAGACUCCACUUGUGUCUGAUAGAUGUUAGAACCCCUGAGUCGUCCCCACACUCUGAAAAUGUUACACUUGGCAGCUUUAGUUCCGAAGUGUACUAGCCACUUUCCUAGCUUUGAUGUCUAAUCUUGAUUUUUCUGGUGUUUGAUUUCCAUAUGUUCAGUGCAUUGUUGCUUAGCAACAGACGCAUCCACUCCCAGUGCUAAUUAUGCUGUGAUUAAUAUUCUGCUAAUAUCCAUAAAACAAGACUGCAAAAUGGGGAGCAGGAAACGACAACAUUGAUUCUCCUGGAAUAAUUCAGCAAAUAUACCCAGAAGCUAUUGCUUAGGAUGACAUUCAUCAGUAUAGCUUGUCCAUUGUCUGGCAGUUUUACAGUAUAACUAACUAGUAAAAGUGCCACAUGGAAUGAUGCUAUUGCAUUUAAUGAGCUCUUUCUCUUCUGUACUGUUAAGACAAACACUCCACAAUAAACAUGCAGACUCUAAAAUU
Chelonoidis abingdonii (Abingdon island giant tortoise) is the source of this 2469-nucleotide messenger RNA. The record is from RefSeq and is a predicted model, not a curated record. Lineage: Eukaryota; Metazoa; Chordata; Testudines; Testudinidae.